This is a messenger RNA of Exserohilum turcica Et28A, 411 nucleotides long. RefSeq lists its product as uncharacterized. Gene Ontology annotation, biological process: secondary metabolite biosynthetic process; amino acid activation for nonribosomal peptide biosynthetic process. Gene Ontology annotation, molecular function: phosphopantetheine binding. The transcript has a single exon. The annotation marks the transcript as partial. Lineage: Eukaryota; Fungi; Ascomycota; Dothideomycetes; Pleosporales; Pleosporaceae. The record is from RefSeq and is a predicted model, not a curated record. Gene Ontology annotation, cellular component: cytoplasm.
UUUACAUCAGGAAGCACCGGUGUACCCAAGGGUGUUCAACUGGAGCAUAAGGCUGUUUCGACAAGCUGUCUGCACCAAGGGCCCGCGUUGGGGAUCACGAAGAACACUCGGGCUCUUCAAUUCGGUGCUUAUACAUUUGAUACCUGCAUCUUAGAGAUCAUUACAUCGCUACUGCAUGGUGCGUGUGUAUGCAUUCCCUCCGAGAGUCAGCGGCGCGACAAUCUCAUUGAAACGAUCAAUACGAUGAAAGUCACCUGGGCACUUCUGACUCCAGCCGUCGCAAGGAUCUUAGACCCACGGAAGAUCGUAUCGCUGAGGACAUUGGCCCUGGGCGGCGAAAAGGUCAAUGCUUCUGACUGCGAUAUCUGGAGUGGUCGUGUACAACUGGUCAAUGCCUAUGGGCCCACUGAA